AUGGAUCUUGGAGAAUAUGUGUUGAUAGUCGAGCAAUCAACAAGAUCACGUGGCUACCACCAGAUCAGAAUCCGACCGGGUGAUGAAUGGAAAACUGCUUUCAAGACGAGGGAAGGCUUGUUUGAAUGGAUGGUGAUGCCUUUUGGUUUGUCGAACGCACCAAGUACAUUCAUGAGACUAAUGAAUCAAGCCUUACGACCAUAUAUUGCGUCUUAUUUCUGGGAUAUGAUAUCGAGUGAUGGUUUAUCCAUGGAUGUGGGCAAGGUUGAUGCUAUCCGUUCGUGGCUAGAACCGCGUACUGUCUCGGAGGUUAGAAGUUUUCACGGUUUGGCUUCCUUUUAUCGCAGAUUUGUGUCUCAUUUUAGUACAAUCAUGGCUCCUAUUACUGAUUGCAUGCGAGACACCAAGUUUUUGUGGACCGAAGCGGCGAGAGAAUCUUUUGCAUUGAUCAAAGAGAAGCUCACUUCAGCUCCUGUCCUCGUUCUUCCUAACUUUGAAUCCACGUUUGAGCUUCAUUGUGACGAAUCUAAGUUGGGGAUUGGUGCAGUGUUGAACCAAUCGUCUCGUCCAGUUGCCUUCAAUAGUGAGAAACUUUCUGGAGCUCGUAGUCGUUACAGUACUUACGAUGUUGAGCUUUAUGCGGUGGUGCAAGCGAUUAAACAUUGGCGUCACUAUCUUGUCCAUCAAGAUUUUGUGUUGUUCACAGAUCAUGAUGCUUUGAAACAUCUUGAUAAUCAGGUCAAGGUCUCUGCUAGACAUGCUUCUUGGAAAUCGCGUUUCUCCAGCAGUUUACGUUUACGAUCCGCCAUAAGUCUGGAAAACUUAACCGUGUGGCUGAUGCGUUGA
Molecule: messenger RNA, 846 nt
Organism: Microthlaspi erraticum
Lineage: Eukaryota; Viridiplantae; Streptophyta; Magnoliopsida; Brassicales; Brassicaceae
Source: the annotation of a GenBank genome assembly